CCUGCCUGUCAGAUGUAGGCCCCAUUUUGUGCACUCAAGCUUCAAGCUGUUGCAAAGAGGUCUCUCAGCAAUGGCUGCAGCAGAAAUCCCCAGUUAUAUUGUUUCUUCUCAGACUGAGAAGCACAGGAGGGCCAGGAACUGGACUGAUGCAGAAAUGAGAGGUUUAAUGCUGGUUUGGGAAGAAUUUUUUGAUGAACUGAAACAAACUAAAAGGAAUGCCAAAGUUUAUGAGAAAAUGGCAAACAAACUCUUUGAAAUGACUGGAGAAAUUCGCCAUGGAGAAGAAAUAAAGAUAAAAAUUACAAACAUGACAUUCCAGUACAGGAAAUUAAAAUGCAUGACUGACAGUGAAACCCUUGCACCUGAUUGGCCUUAUUUUAAAACAAUUGACAGAAUACUAUCAAAAGUGUCAGAGCACAAUGAUGUGAAAAUGCAUGACAGUCAGCAACCAGGCCCUUCAACGUCACAAACUGAGGCCUCGCAGUCACCAUCUGCCAAGUCUACACCUCUCUAUCUGCCAUAUAACCAGUUCACAUAUGAAGGGAGAGAAGAAUUUUUCGAAGAUGAGCAUUCUGAGAGCUCGUCCAGCUUACUUUCUUAUAAGUUAAGAACUGAAGAGAGACCUGUGAAAAAAAGAAAAAUGCAAAGCUGUAGCUUUCAAAAGAAGAAGCUAAAAUUAAUGGAAGCAAUGCUAGAGGAACAAAAGAAGUUGAGCAGAGCUAUGGAAGAAACAUGCAGGGAAGUGCGAAGGAUUCUGGAUCAGCAGAACAUAAUCCAGGUUCAGAGUCUGCAGCUGCAAGAGAGAAUGAUGAACCUACUGGAGAAAAUGAUCUCCAAAGCCAAUGUUUAGUCUCCUUUGCAAUGCUCCUGAAAGUACAAUAUUUAUCUAUUUUUGAGAAAUUGCAUAUUUCUAGGUACCUAGAAGCACCUAGGGUUGUUUCUUCCUUCCAGGUACAUUAAAAUUGUACUGUAAAUAUA
Hemicordylus capensis (graceful crag lizard) is the source of this 978-nucleotide messenger RNA. It is a transcript of the gene MSANTD1, whose product is annotated as Myb/SANT DNA binding domain containing 1. The transcript has 4 exons. The record is from RefSeq and is a predicted model, not a curated record. Bases 71 to 850 code for a protein of 259 amino acids. Lineage: Eukaryota; Metazoa; Chordata; Lepidosauria; Squamata; Cordylidae. Gene Ontology annotation, biological process: positive regulation of DNA-templated transcription. Gene Ontology annotation, cellular component: nuclear body.